UAUUAAAAACAAAACAACAACAAAUGUCCAUAGAAAAUAAGGAUGAUGAUGAUGAUAACAACAAUGACAAUACCUAUCAACAAAUGUUAUAUAAUUUAGUCAAAAAAUAUUCAUUGCUAAAAUCAUUAGUGACAUGGUAUAGUGAUUCUGUGCAACGAUUUGCCAUGGCUCUUUAUGCGUUGGGUGGUAGAAUUACAUACGAAUUUGUAAGAAUGAAUUUAUCUGGUGCAUUGCCUAAUUUAAUAAUGCUGCAAACCUAUAUCUCUAAUGCCGAUUUAAAGUUAACUGAAGGAGAGUUUAGAUUUGAUUCAUUACAACAACAUUUAUAUUCAAUAAAUACAAAGUAUGGCUUUGGUUCUGAAGAUUGCACUGGUGUAAUCAGACAAAUUAAAUAUGAUAAAGAUACAAAUACAUUCAUUGAAUUUUGUACACCUUUGACUAAUGGUAUACCAACUGUAAAACAUUUUCAAACGGAGUCAUUAGAACGUUUGAAAACUUGGUUUAGUACAGUCGAAAAGGCACCGUUGUUAAACGUUCAUAUGUUUCAACCGGUAGUACAAUUCAUGAAUCAAUCCUCUUCAUUUCUUAUAUCUGCAUACGGUGUUAACAGCCGAUAUACAAGUGUUGAUAUAAUUCGAAGAUGGUCGUAUAUUUAUGAAGAAUGUAAUCAGAAAGGUAUUCGAAUGAUUGGAUUUUCAAUUGAUUGCGACAGCAAAUAUUUACGAGCUAUGCGUUUGGCAAUGGGUUUUUUUGCUGAUGUUCCCAACAGUCGAUUAUUUGAAAAUCCAGAUGCAUUCGUUAUUAAAAUAUUUCCAACGUGGACAUGGUUUUUCUUACGAAAUAGACAACUUUUGUUGUUCAUACAAGAUCCGAUUCAUUUAGCUACAAAAUGGCGAAAUAGAAUGUUGUCAAAAACAGCUCAAAUGAUUAUUGGUCAACAAACAGUCAAUCUGCAACACCUAGCCGAUAUUAUUGAUGAUGACAGGUUAUCGAAGAUUGAUCAUGGACUAACAAUAAGUGAUUUAAAUCCUAGAGAUCGUCAGAAUUUUCAGUCAUGUUCAAAAAUAACAUCCGAAGACGUAUUACAAAUCUUGCAUGAUAAUACCGAUACACAAGCAACUUAUUUGUAUCUUCAGUUAUUAAAAUAUAUUAUAAUGGCCUAUAUUGACAAAUCUACACCCAUUGAUGAUCGCUUAUACUAUUCUUGGGUGGUUGUUUUCGUCUGCAGAUUUUGGUCAACGUGGAUCAAAUACAAAUCAUUUAUUAAUAAAGCAAAAACAACAAAUAAGAAUAACGAUAAAUAUUUUAUUACUAUGCCAGCAUAUUGGUCAGUCAAAAUCAAUGCACAUAAUUUACUAUAUUUAAUUCUACUGGUUCAACAACAACAAUUACCGGCACAUGCAUUGAAUAUUUUUCUAUUUAAUUCACAAGCGUGUGAAUCGAUUUGUAGAAAUACACGUGCAUUGAGUGGUUGCUAUUCAACAAGAAAAGAUGAUUUAUUACCAGUUCAAAAUAUGAUGAAUAUUGAUGAUUUGCACAUCGAAGAAAUUAUUCUAAAAGCGUAUAAACAAGUACAAAAAUAUAUUGGUAGUUUAAACAUGGCAGCAUUAUUCGAACAAAAUCAUGCGUAUGAGCUGAAUGAUUUAAGUACCCUUGUUAAGAACUAUUUGAAAACCACAAGUAAAAUGAAAGAUUGUUCCAAACUCAAACCCGAUUAUGAUUUUGACGCGGAUGAAAGAACAUCAACUGAAAUCAAUGAUGAUAAUGACGAUGAUGAGAAUAGUGGUGAUGAUGAUGAUGAGAAAAGUGAUGAUGAUGAUUAUGAUGAAAAUGGUGGUGACGGCGAUGAAGACGAUGACGAGAAUAAUAUGAUUACAACAGAAAAAACAACAAAGAAUACAAGAGCUAAUUUUGUAUUUCUAGAUAUUACAAGUGUUUUCAACGUCGAUUCUCAGGUUGUGUGA
Messenger RNA from Didymodactylos carnosus, 1964 nucleotides. The record is from the annotation of a GenBank genome assembly. NCBI's taxonomy places the organism in Eukaryota, Metazoa, Rotifera, Eurotatoria, Philodinida, Philodinidae.